Molecule: messenger RNA, 2361 nt
Organism: Oncorhynchus mykiss (rainbow trout)
Lineage: Eukaryota; Metazoa; Chordata; Actinopteri; Salmoniformes; Salmonidae
Source: RefSeq, a predicted model, not a curated record
AUGUAAUGUUGUCGAGUGGUCAUUGCUGCCCACCAGUAGGUGUCAGUCACGCUGCGGUUAGCUGUCUAGUACACCUGUAAACCAACGAAGAAGAAACGUGUCUGUCCCACUAGACCUCUGCAAGGUGUCUGAACCACCGCUGUCGAGCCAAGACACCCCCUGCCUAGCCCUGGAUUAAUUUCUCCCACCUUUUAGCAGCCCCUUUUCUCAACCAUGGCGACGAGUGCGAAGCGAAAACAAGAAGAGACGCAUCUUAAGAUGCUCCGGGAAAUGACUAGCCAGCCCCCGAAUAGGAAGUGCUUUGAUUGCGACCAGCGCGGCCCGACUUAUGCCAACAUGACAGUGGGUUCCUUCGUCUGUACCACCUGUUCUGGCAUCCUACGAGGCCUGAAUCCCCCCCACAGAGUGAAGUCCAUCUCUAUGACCACCUUCACACUACAGGAAAUUGAAUUCUUACAGAAACACACCAAUGAGGUUUGUAAAUACAUCUGGUUGGGGCUGUACGAUGACAAGACAUUGGUUGUUCCAGACUUCCGUGAACCACAGAAAGUAAAAGAAUUCCUCCAGGAAAAAUAUGAGAAGAAAAGAUGGUACGUCCCUCCAGACCAGGCGAGGACGGUAGCCAUGGCCCAGGCCUCCAAGUCGGGCUCCUCAGCCAGCAGCACAGCCAGCACCCCGGAGGUCCAGCCCCUGAAAACCCUGCAGCUCAACAAGACCCCCCUAACACGUCAGUCCCCGAUGGUGGUUCGUUCCCUGGCCCAUCCCAUAGUUCAGGAGAAGAAGUUUGACCUCCUUACAGACCUGGGCGGAGACAUCUUUGCCGCUCUGCCCUCUCAGGCUGCCAGCAACGCCAAUUUUGCCAACUUUGCGAAUUUCCCCAGCCAAUCAGUGACUAAGGUUAACUCAAAAGCUGACUUUGCCAACUUUGAGAUGUUUGGCAACUCUGGAGUACCUCCGCAUUUCAGGACCUCACCCCCCUCUCAGUCGUUUGCGUCAGGGCGAGGUGUCCCAGUGCCGUCAGCGGCUGGUGCUGUACCAGCCCAGUCCCAGCUGGGCACCUCGGCAGAGGACCGCUACGCUGCCCUGGCUGAGCUGGACAACGAGCUGAGCUCCUCUGCCCCCACAGGGAGUAGUGUCCAGGGUGAAUCUAGGAAUUUGUUUGGAGCUGUGUUGGGAACCUCGCCUGCCCAGACUCAGCCAGUCUUACCCAACAUGCAGCAAGGCUUUGGAGCCGUCUCAUCCAAUAACCCAUUUGUUGCUGCUGCUGCCCCAGAUAUGGCUACCAACCCCUUCCAGACCAAUGGUAUAGCACCGGCCGCAGCCUCGUUUGGCACAGGCUCUAUGAGUAUGCCUGCUGGCUUUGGGAAUGCCUCCUCUUACUGCCUCCCGACCAGUUUUAGUGGGACCUUCCAGCAGCCCUUCCCUGGCCAGGCCCCCUGCCCUUACCCCCAGCCAGGGGCCUACCAACCCCAACAACCUAAUGGCCCUGGUGGAUAUACAGUCUAUGGACAGACCAAGCCCUCCAUGACCCCCUUUGGGCAGCUCAUGACUGGUCCUGGGAUGACCAAUAACCCAUUCAUGGGGAGUAUUUAAUAGUGUGCGGGAGCCCCGGCCGGAUCCUACCCCUCUGGAAGCUCCAACACCAACCCCUUCCUGUAGCGCGCCUCCCUCCCCGUCGUCACCACCAGAGGGCAGCAUACAGCACCUAUUCAAUGUACCGGCUCAGUCACACCUUGUGACUUGACAGUACAUUUCUGAAACUCUGAAAUCAAGAUUUUCUUAACUAUGUUUACGACACUAUGAAGGACUAUGGGACUGGGGACUGCCCUGGAACGAUGCCCUGGGACUUAUACGGUCUCUAUACAUAUUUUGUAGUUUGUUAUGUUUGACAGUAUUAUUGUGCAUGUCGGCAUUUGUAUUCACGUUUAAAAUAAAUGUUAUGUAUAAUUAGGACUUGACGUGGGCGGAGGACAUUGCUGGUGCCACUACAAUGUUUCUACUGGUGUGUUUAUAUGAUAACUAACAUGGUUGUAUACAACAGGUCUAGGAGGGAACUGAGGUGACCAAGAUUUUUUUCUCAUUGGGAACGAUGAUGAUUAGAUGUUGGUGAAGAAUCAGGCUGGUGAACAAGGUGUCACCGGAGGCCAUAUUCGGUAUCAUUUAAUGAAUUCCGUGUUAAAGAAACAAUGUAUUGUGGUUUCAAUUGGCACGACGCCUCUGCCUGCAGUUACGGUGUCCGGGACUGUUAUUUGGUGCAUGAUUAAUACCACUAUUACUUGGGGUGCCACCUGGGGUGUGUUCAGCAGGGUACAAGAUUGUGUAGCAGGACACCCCCCCCCCCCCCCCCCCCCCAAAAAAAAA